Messenger RNA from Hermetia illucens (black soldier fly), 2416 nucleotides. RefSeq names its product protein MCM10 homolog (gene Mcm10). The record is from RefSeq and is a predicted model, not a curated record. Gene Ontology annotation, cellular component: nucleus; replication fork protection complex. The transcript has 3 exons. Gene Ontology annotation, biological process: DNA replication; DNA replication initiation. Gene Ontology annotation, molecular function: single-stranded DNA binding; DNA replication origin binding. Lineage: Eukaryota; Metazoa; Arthropoda; Insecta; Diptera; Stratiomyidae. Bases 124 to 2316 code for a protein of 730 amino acids.
GUCAUACGUCACAGAAAUCAAAACAAUAAAUUCAACAGAUUUGAAAACGCAAUCUAGUUUGGUGAUUUGUGAUAUAUUUUCCUUCCUCAUUAUAUUGUGAAAGCGGGUCCUUCAAGCUAGAAAAUGGCACCAAUUCCAUUCAACAAUGAGCCGCCAAUAGACGAUGAAACAGAAGCCAGAGAACUUGCAAAACUUCUAGAAGCCGCCGAAGAAAUUGAAAAUCACAACGCACCACAGAAACCCACACCUAAACUCCGCGACGACCCAUCGUUCGGGCUAGACCUGACAAAUGUAUCUGCAUCUUUCUCUAACAAUAUUGCAGCUGGCAGCAAAUCCAUGAUUCCAAACGAAGAACUGGAUUCGUCAGAUGAGGAAGGGAUUCAAAAUUUUCUUGAUAGAAAAUACAACGAAUACGGGCGUGAAAUAAACAACAAACUAAAACAAGACCAAGCCGAGAAACACGAAGCAAGCAUAACUAAGUAUGUAACGAAAAGCUUCAGUGCAGCCCUGCAAAAGAGCGCUGUACAAGGUCAGACCAAAGAAAAUCGCCUUUCGCAGAAUUUUAACGAAAAGCCUGCUGUGAAACCUGUUGUUACCCCGUUGCCCAUAAGAGAAACCCCGUCGACACCGCAUAUAUCGGAUCCGAUAUUUGGGUUGCGAAUUGUCCGGCCUUUGGUGUCUGGUGCUGCCUUAAAAGAGCGAAUGGAGGGACGAACUCCAAUCAACAUGGCAAUGAUUGAACGCCACUUAGAACACGGUGAUUUGUCUAAAGAUUGGGUGAUAGCCGGGGUGGUGGUUAGUAAAAGCCCCGUGAAAAAGACCAAAAAGGGGGAUGGGUUUUCUAUAUGGAAAAUUUCAGACUUGAAAGGAGACAUCAAAACGAUAUCACUUUUCCUUUUUCGGGGCGCCCAUAAAGAUCUAUGGAAAACACCUGAAGGUACCGUUGUCGCAAUUUUGAAUCCCGGCGCUUUCGAUAAACGCAAGGAAAGCAACGAUGUAGCCUGUUUGACAAUUGAUACCGCUCAGAAGGUAAUGGUGCUUGGUCAGUCAAAGGAUCUGGGAACUUGCAGAUCGAGAAAGAAAAAUGGCGAGCCAUGUACAGCGAUUGUAAAUGUGACUGACUGCGAAUAUUGUAUCUACCACGUGAAGCAAGAAUUCAACAACAUGUCGAAACGAUCAGAACUGCAAUCGUCAACAGCAGGUCGCGGGCUUCAUGAUCUUCGAAAUAAAGUGUUGGGAAAGUCUGAAGUUUUCUAUGCUGGACGAUCAUUUACGGCGAUUCCUGCUAAGAAAAGUGCAAAACAAACUGCUAGGGAUGAGCAUCGCUUGAUGACACUGUCGGAGUACUAUCAGUCGCCGAACGGAAAUAAUGGAGUUGUCAGGAAAAAUGCAUCACCAUCGUAUGCAGGUCGCACAGGACCGGUGUCCAAGAUUGCCUCAACAGUUGAAUCAAAUGCCAAACAGCGCCAAAAAGAUUUAGAACGCUUAAAACUCCUCAACGGGUCCAUGGAUACCGAGAAAGAAAAGACUGAGGAGAGUCCUAAAACACAAGUAAACGUCCCGGAAAAAUAUCAAAAUCGAGAGUUCAGCUUCGGUAAGCUAACUCCAACAUUAAGUCAAGCUGCGUUCUCCUUUGAAAUAGACGUGGGUAAACAAAAUGCUAAUGUAGCCAAAGCGAAAGCAAUUGCCACCCUAAAGAAAAAUCCCAUUGUAAAAUCGGAUCCAAAUUUCAUAAAAUACCGUGGCACAGUACAAGGCAAAAAACGGGCUAUCGACAUCAUGAACGAGGAGAAGGACAACGAAGCAAAGCGUCGCAAGAUUGAAGAGACGGAGCGAAAAUCCCGUAUCCAAAGAAUAAUCGACGCGACUUCUUCUCACACGAACCUUAUAAAAUCCCGCGAGGACGAGGAACGUGAUAAGUAUUUCAAUAAGAUGGAGAAGAAAGAAGCCCUUGAAGAAAAAAUGUUGGGUACAUUCAAAAUAGCAUGUAAGGCUGUGAUUUGUAAGCAAUGUAAGUACACUGCCUUUUCGGCAGCAGAUCGUUGCAAGGAGGAGCGACAUCCUCUGAAAGUAAUCGAUGCCGAAAAGCGAUUCUUCGAAUGUCAGGAUUGCGGUAAUCGUACGGCAACGGUUCAUAAACUUCCGAAAAUGAGCUGCAAGAAUUGCUCAGGGUCGCGAUGGAAACGCGCCGCAAUGAUUCGAGAGAAGACAGUUGGACAAGGAAGAGACCUAUCCAUCCGUGGUGAUGAGGAGACAUUCAUUGGAUCAUUUUCUGGGGCACCUAGUCUUAAUUUAUUAGUUCCUGAUGAGGAUUAAUAAAUGUGUUUACAUGAAAAGUAGGACGAACAAAUGUAGGUUAGUGUUUAAGAAUAUUUUUGACUCAUUUUACGCAAUGAAUAAAUUGUUUCUAAACAUA